AUGAAGAACAAAGAAACUACAAACAAUGUUUAUAUUGCUUCAGAAGAACCUCGGGAAACUAUAGCUGCAGUGGCAACGCACAAACUGAAAGUGGUAGCACAAACUAUAUAUCAGAAGUACAAUUAUACCCGUGAGUAUGAUGCAUUGGUUGCAGACAAAACAAGCAUCUGCAAGGACAAUAAAGUUUUAUAUUCUGUGAUUGCUGUAUUACUGUUGGCCGAACGGUUUGGGUGUUUGGAUUCGGUGAAGGAGCUUCAACUUCAAAGCCAGCUGAUUGAAGCUGGGGUGAAGCUUCUGGUGCCAUCUUCUUCUGCCGAUGAUCUUCUUGCUGCCCUCGAUAAAGUAGAGGACCUUUUAUCCAUUGUGGGUCAAGAUCCUUCCAGUUUGAUUCAAGAUGGGCUCUUGCCUUCGAUGAUGGCUUUGAUCUCUGAUAGGCUGCUUAGACAUCCUAAUACAGAUGUCAGGAUUUCAGUUAUGUCUUGCAUCUGUGAGGUGUUAAGGAUAAGUGCUCCGCAUCAACCUUAUGAGAAUGAAAGAAUGAAGGAUAUUUUUCGGUUGACUUUAGCUGCAUUUGAGAAGUUGUCGCUUUUCUCUGGUCGCUGUUAUGCUAAAGCUUUGCACAUUCUUGAAAUCGUUGCAAAGGUCAGAUGCUGCAUCAUCUUGCUGGACAUAGGCUGCGACUCAUUGGUCACUAAUAUCUUUGAAGUCCUUCUAAGUACCAUUAAGUUCAACCACCCGCAAGCUGUAUUCUCGUACAUGGAAGACAUUAUGACUUGGCUUUUAGAUGAGAGUGAUGACAUCCCAUUGGGUCUUUUAAAGCCGCUUCUAGCUAGUGUGAAAAAGGAAAACCAGAUUACUUCACCCGUUUCCUCUUGGUUAGGAGAGAAAGUAUUAAAGAACUGCUCAACUAAAGUCAGACCUUAUCUUAUGAAUGCAGUGAAGUUAAUGAGGCUAGAUAUUAAUGAUUAUGCCGAUAUAGUUGCUUCGUUAUGCCGAGAUAUGCCAGCUGGGGACAAUGUGGUGCGAUAUCUUCUAUGUGUGGUGGAAGCAGAAGCAUAUGCAUCUUUUGUUGUGCCAGCAGAGGCUGAGCUUUGUGGUUCACUGCUGCAUGAUGGCACAUCUCUACAGAUUGAUGAUGAUGACAGCAGAUCAAAGGAUGAAAUUGAGCAGACGAAGAGCAUGGCUAAAGAAUCUGUUGCCGCUGAAACUUUAGAAAGUGGAGGAGAAAUUCAAGCAAGAGCAGGUGUUGGAAUAGUACCAAGUAGCAUGGGAAGAGAAUCUAAAUCUCUGGUAGAACGAGAGAAAGAUUAUGAACAUUCUGGGAUGACUGGCAGCCCAAAUUCUCUUGAAAUGCCUUAUAAGAGGAAGAAUCAUGGAAAACACACCUCCUCCCAUUUCCCAGAUCCAAGUGAUGUAGGUAAAAGUCUUCAGAGAAGGGGUAGGUCAAAGAAGAAAGGGAACAUGGCUAAUCAUGAUAGUGAUCUUGAUGGUCGCUUUCAGGGCUUUGAUGGUCACUUAAGAAUAGGAUCUUCCAGAACAAAACAUGCUGAAGAAAACCCUGUGAGAUAUUCAAGGAGGAAGAAAUCCGCUGUUAAGAAUAAUAUGGAGAGAACUGCUGGUGUAAAGAAUGUAGUUAUUAAGACGGAAAAAGACAUCCAUAGUGAUUCAGAAGAACAACCACUUAUUAUAUACAAGUUAAAGGAUGGAAGAAAAGGAGCAGAAGACAAAAAAGCUCUAAAAUCUGAGGUAUCCAAGAAACCUAGAAUUGCCAAAGAGUAUGGUGAAGAAUUAGUUGGUUCAAGGAUAAAGGUCUGGUGGCCCAUGGACAGUCAGUUUUAUGAAGGCGUUAUUGCUUCUUUUGAUCCUUCAAAGAAGAAACAUAUGGUUUUAUAUGUUGAUGGUGAUCAGGAGAUUUUGGAUCUGAAAAAAGAACGUUGGUUUCUGCUUGAUGACCAAGAGAAAAAGGGCAGCCUUACAAGUUCUGAUGCUGCUGCUGUUCGAUCCCGAACUCGAGGCCGAAAACGUGGUAGGAAGUCAGCAGCAAGAUCUGCUCUGGAUAUUCUUCACAUCAAAACCGAAAUCGAGGUUUUGGCAAAGGAUGACGAGGAAUCAAAGGAUGAGGAGGAGAAUCUCAGAAGUGAAACUCUCACGGAUGCAAGUAAAUCUAGCAACUAGAAGCUUAGCUGCAUGCACAAUCUAAAAAAGCAUCUCAGCAAGAACUCAACUGAUAUGCAUGGCGGCAAAUCGCUAUUACUGCAUCUUGAGGGUGGCAGAUUAAACUGCUCAAAACAAUAUAUGAGAAUAUCAUAAAGCUAACAUCAUGGCACUUUUUGAAGAGCAGAUCUUCUGAAAUUUUGUGGAACUUGAUCUUGAUACAUGCUAUGCAGUCGAUUUCUGCAUUAUUUGUAACCUUGUGAAACUUGUGGGGAUAGUAGUUAGCUCUUAGGCAUAGAUAGGGCAUGACUUGUUAUCUCAGCCAUAUGGAGCUCUGGCAUGACUUAUUUGUAGUAUAUCUCUAGUUUAGGUUCCUUUGCUCCUUGGAAUCGCUUUUGGUGCCAGCAUGCUGAUGUUGCAAAUACAUGCUUGGUGGAAGUAAUAAGUGCUUAAGGCUACUAUAUAUAUAUAUUCUGGUGGUAUUCCUGUCUAAAUUGGAACAAGUUCUUACUUUCAGAACA
Coffea arabica (coffee) is the source of this 2675-nucleotide messenger RNA. Lineage: Eukaryota; Viridiplantae; Streptophyta; Magnoliopsida; Gentianales; Rubiaceae. The record is from RefSeq and is a predicted model, not a curated record.